Trypanosoma brucei brucei TREU927 is the source of this 327-nucleotide messenger RNA. RefSeq lists its product as hypothetical. Bases 1 to 327 code for a protein of 108 amino acids. The transcript has a single exon. NCBI's taxonomy places the organism in Eukaryota, Euglenozoa, Kinetoplastea, Trypanosomatida, Trypanosomatidae. The record is from RefSeq and is a predicted model, not a curated record.
AUGUCAUAUGUUGAAAAUGUGAUGGCACGCGCAACAAAACGUAAAGGCGAUCCAUUUCUCCGUGAUGGGACGCGAAGUUUACGUUUUAUUCGAUAUUAUCGCACAUUACCGUAUCCGAUUCGAAUGUCGGGUAUUUUUGCAUUGGGUUUUGCAUUGGGUUCCAUUGUGGAAAUAUUUGCGUGUAAAACACACUUAUAUGAAUCCGUCAUGGCAAAUAAAGACGCGAGGCGGCAUGAUUUUGAUGAAUUUGUUGUGGAAUUCCGUGAAAAUGUGGAGAAUUGGCAACAACAAGACGCCAUGAGACGCGCAGAUGCGCAGGGGAAGUAA